GGUGGCCGCCGCCGACUGGGAGUCGGUGGGCGGGGCGUGGACGCCGAUGUCGGAAGGACUAACGGCGGAGCGGAUCGAGAUCGUCAAGGCGACGAACCAGAGCGAUCGGGAUCGGCACAAGAAGAACAUGAAGAACAUGGGAAGCGAGGAUCAGAGAAUUCCGCAACUGGGUAGGGGAAAACUCACGGGCGAUAGAAGCGAUCGACCAGAAGGACGAUUCGCCGGAGAUAAGCCUGAAUCUGAUACCAGAUGUAACGCCCGUGGCCGAUGAGUAUCGCCGGCGUGAGAGAUUUCACCAGAACAGAUCAGAGAAUCGCAGGCAGGAAGAGGACACCUUCCUGAUCCAUUGAUUUAGAUUCGAUUCAGAAUAAACAUGCCGACUCCAUACAGACUUGGUCUACUUAAGCCAUCACGCAACACCUCUCAAGGACCCCACCUGUCAUUACAGAAUACGCCACACUCUACUAUACGUCUUCCUACACGCAACACGUCUUCAUGGCGUAGCCGUGACACCUUAUUACCCGUGUCAAGUUAUGAUUACAGCAUGGCUAAUUUGUCAAGCGAUAUUCUUAUCAUCCAUUGCAUGUAUCACUUGUAAUGUAGUCAAUUUAUGUCUCUUGUUUUUUCUUUUUGCAUCCAUUUGCUUGAACUUCCAUUACAGUGAUAUAUUUAUAGUGCAUUAAUCCCUGCAAACUGCUUGCUUUUCACCAGCAUGGAUCAUCAGAACUUCUUUUGGCUGAUCUUGGCAUCGGAGAUUGGUUUGGGAGUUUGCUAUUUUCUGCUGGACAGCAGGCUAAUGAGGCUGUUCAGGAUCAGCUAUCUGCUCUUAGUUUCUCUAGCUUGGCAGUCAUUUUUGGUGCUGGACUUGUAACUAGUUUGUCUCCAUGUACACUCAGCGUUCUGCCAUUGACCCUAGGAUAUAUAUAUAUAUAGGUGCAUUUGGCUCUGGAAAAGGCCGAACUGAGGUUAUCGGAAAUUCAAUAGCAUUUUCAUUAGGACUGGCAACAACUUUAGCUAUUCUUGGUGUUGCUGCUUCGUUUGCUGGAACGGCUUAUGGUCAGGUUGGACAAGGACUCCCAGUGGCUGCUUCUGGAUUGGCCAUCAUCAUGGGACUGAACCUUCUGGAGGUAGUCAAGUUGCAACUUCCCUCCUUUUCCAGCGAUUUUGACCCUCGAGCUGCUGCUGAUAACCUCCCUUCAAGUGUACAAGCAUAUCUUGCUGGUCUUACAUUUGCAUUAGCAGCAUCACCUUGCAGCACACCUGUUCUUGCUACCCUUCUGGGAUAUGUUGCCACUUCAAGAGAACCCAUUAUUGGAGGAAGCUUGUCAUUGACAUACACAACGGGCUAUGUUGCGCCUCUUCUUAUUGCAGCUUCAUUUGCUGGAGCAUUGCAAAGUUUGCUGUCAUUCAGAAGAUAUUCAGCAUGGAUAAACCCAAUCAGUGGUGCAUUUCUACUUGGUGGAGGUGUCUAUACUCUUCUGGACAAGGUGUUUCCUGCAACGUCAAUGGCAAUGCGUGUAAACGAUUCCAGACAGCCAAGACAUCUUGACCUCAUUAGUCUGUAAGGGCCUCGACAAUUGGAGGCGUCGUUAAAAUUACUUAUAUCUGGAUGGAUGGAUAGAAUACAUGGAAAUCCAUAUAUGCGUAUGUACCUAAGGAUCGCGGUUUGAACCAAUGACCACAUCUGGUCAUCAGGUCAUGUGGUGGCCCCAAAUUCAGUGGUCAAUUCCUUUGCAAUUCAUUUUUCGUCGGUGUGUUUUCUGUAGGGUGCUAUAUUGCAGAAUACUUCUGUUAGUUGUAACAAUUUGACAUGAUAUGGUAAUCAGACAGUUAUAUACAGUCA
Panicum virgatum (switchgrass) is the source of this 1843-nucleotide messenger RNA. Its product is annotated as cytochrome c-type biogenesis ccda-like chloroplastic protein 2. Gene Ontology annotation, cellular component: membrane. The record is from RefSeq and is a predicted model, not a curated record. NCBI's taxonomy places the organism in Eukaryota, Viridiplantae, Streptophyta, Magnoliopsida, Poales, Poaceae. Bases 885 to 1565 code for a protein of 226 amino acids. Gene Ontology annotation, biological process: cytochrome complex assembly. The transcript is spliced from 10 exons.